This is a messenger RNA of Tupaia belangeri chinensis (Chinese tree shrew), 5415 nucleotides long. It is a transcript of the gene ADGRF5, whose product is annotated as adhesion G protein-coupled receptor F5. The record is from RefSeq and is a predicted model, not a curated record. Gene Ontology annotation, cellular component: cytoplasmic vesicle; membrane. Gene Ontology annotation, biological process: regulation of lipid metabolic process; cell surface receptor signaling pathway; adenylate cyclase-activating G protein-coupled receptor signaling pathway. Bases 279 to 4319 code for a protein of 1346 amino acids. NCBI's taxonomy places the organism in Eukaryota, Metazoa, Chordata, Mammalia, Scandentia, Tupaiidae. Gene Ontology annotation, molecular function: G protein-coupled receptor activity. The transcript is spliced from 21 exons.
UCAGCAGUAAGGCUCUCAGGGAUGGCUUUGUGAGGCUGGGAGGACCACAGCUUGGGGAGGCCCCAAAGAGGCUAAGCUUGGGUUCAGAGCUACCAGUCCAGCCUGUAGCUCAAAAUGCUUCCUGCUUGGCUUUCCGUCUGCUGGCGCGAGGCCCCCAAGGAGGCUGUGGGGCAAAUAUCCCUGUAGAGGAAACCGAGAAGCUUCUAGGCGUCUGAUCCAAACAGAAGCCCACAGGGGACAGUGGUGCGAGACAGGCAAAGCAACUCAAACGUGAAGAAAUGAAAUCCCCAAGGAGAAUCACUUUGUGCUUCAUGAUUUUUGUGAUUUAUUCUUCUAGAGCUACACUAAACUUGAAUUUGGAGUCUCUUCAUCCUUUCAUUCUCCAUGAACAUGAAGCACUCAGUGAAGAGUCACUAAGGCAAAAACGGGCAGUUGCCACAAGUAGUCCUGCAGCUGAAGAGUUCACUGUUGAUAUUGAGAUCAGUUUUGAAAAUGCAUCAUUCCUGGAGCCUGUCAAGGCCUACUUAAACAACCUCACUUUUCCAAUUCAAGGAAACAACACGGACCGAGUUACUGAUAUUUUGAGCAUAGCGGUGACAACAGUCUGCAAACCUGCUGGCAAUGAAAUCCAGUGCUCCUGUGAGACAGGCUAUAGGUGGCCUCGGGAAAGGUGCCUCCAUAACCUCACUUGUCAAGAGAAUGACAGAUCUCUCCCAGGGCACCACUGCAAUUGUCUUAAAGAAUUGCCUCCCAAGGGACCUUUUUGUCAGCUCCAGGGAGCAGAUGUUAUUCUGAGAAUGUCAGUCAGACUAAAUGUGGGCUUUCAAGAAGACCUCAGGAACACUUCCUCCGCCCUCUACAGGUCCUACAAGACCGACUUGGAAACAGCAUUCUGGAAGGGUUACAGCAUUUUACCAGGCUUUAAAUGGGUGACUGUGACAGGGUUCAGGCCGGGAAGUGUGGUCGUGACGUAUGAAGUGAAAACUACAACACCAUCAUCGGGAUUAAUGCGUAAAGCCAAUGAACAGGUUAUGCAGAACCUCAAUCAGACCUACAAAAUGGACUACAAUUCUUUUCAAGCAGUUGCUAGUAAUGAAACUAAGUUCUCUGUCAUACCAGAAAUCAUCUUUGAAGGGGAUACGGUAAGUCUGGUGUGUGAAAACGAAGUCAUGUUCACCAACGUGUCUUGGCACCACGUAGAAAGGCAUUCCGACAUCCAGAACGGCAGCAGAUUCUUUAUAUACACCUCCAUGCUCAACAACAUGACCUCAGUGUCACACCUCACUAUCUACAACAUCACCCAGGCUGAUGCAGGGGAAUAUGUUUGUAAAUUGAUACUAGAUAUUUUUGAGUACGAGUCCAGAAAAAAAAUAGAUGUUACCCCCAUCCGAAUUUUGGCAAAUGAAGAAAUGAAAGUGAUGUGCGACAACAGUCCUGCAUCUUUGAACUGCUGCAGUGAGGACAAUGGGAACUGGAGCAAAAUAGAGUGGAAACAGGAGGGCAAAAUAAGCAUUCCAGGAAACCCUGAAACAGACCUGGAUUCUGGCUGCAGUAAAUACACCCUUAAGGCUGAUGGAACCCAAUGUCCAAGUGGGUCAUCUGGAACAACAGUUGUCUACACUUGCGAGUUCAUCAGCACUCACGGAGCCAGAGGCAGUAAGGACAUAGAAGUGACAUUUACCUCUGUGGCCAACCUAACAAUAACCUCGGACCCAAUUUCUGUUUCUGAGGGACAAAACUUUUCUAUAAAAUGCAUGAGUGAUGUGAGUAACUAUGAUGAGGUAUACUGGAACACUUCUGCUGGAAUUAAAAUACAUAAAAAGUUUUAUACCACGAGGAAGUAUCCUGAUGGAGCUGAGUCAAUACUGACAGUCAAGACCUCUACCAGGGAGUGGAACGGAACCUAUUACUGCAUAUUUAGAUAUAAGGAUUCAUACAGUGUCGUGACCAAGGAUGUCACCGUUUACCCGCUGCCUCUAGAGUCCGACAUCAUGGUCGACCCUCUGGAAGCUAGCACUUCAUGCAGAGGUUCCCACCUGUUCAAGUGCUGCAUAGAGGAAGACGGAAACUACAAAGUAACUUUCCAGGUCGAUUCCUUGUCCUUUCCUGCUGCAAAAGAAAUUCAUGGAAAACAAGUAUGCUACAAGUUCAAUUUCAUGGCAAACUUCAUUUCCCUUUGUCAAAAAACUGUUGAUGUGUUUUGUCGCUUUACCAAUGCUGCUAAUAAUUCAGUUCGGAGUCCAUCUAUGAAGCUUGACCUAGUUCUUGGAGAGAAUAUCACAUGCCAUGAUCCCAUAAUAGGUGUUGGGGAGUCUGGGAAAGUCACCAAAAGACUAUGCCAGUUCUCAAAUAUCCCCAGCAGCCCUGGAAGUCCCAUUGGUGGAAUCAUCACUUACAAAUGUGUGGGCUCCCGGUGGAUGGUGAACAGAAAUGACUGCAUCUCUGCCCCAAUAAACAGUCUGCUCCGGAUGGCCAAGGCUUUGAUCCAGAGUCCUUGUCAGGAUGAGAAGCUUCCUACAUACCUGAAGAACCUUUCUGUUAGCACAGGCAAGGUGGCUAAUGAAAUCAGCUCUUCUCCUGGGAGUCUGGGAGCCAUUAUUAACAUCCUUGACUUGCUCUCAUCAGUUCCAACUGAAGUGAAUUCAGAAAUGAUGAUGCACAUGCUCUCUACCAUUAAUAUCAUCCUUGGCAAGCCCAUCUUGAACACCUGGAAGGUUUUACAACAACAACAGACCAACCAGAGCUCACAGCUUCUACAUGCAGUGGAAAGAUUCUCUCAAGCGUUGAAGUCAGGAGAUAGCACCCCUUUGUCCAUCUCCCAAAAGAAUGUACAGAUGAGGAGCAUGGCAAUAAAGUCUGGUCACCCAAAAAGCUACCUACAGAGCUUUGUUUUCUCAGACUCUGACCUCUGGGGCAAUGUGGUUAUUGAUGAGUGCCAGCUGGAAAACUUGCAGCCAGAUUCAUCUAUUGUCACCGUGGCUUUUCCAACUCUCAAAGCCAUCCUUGGUGAGGAUGUUCAAAAAAAGAGUUUGACAAACAGCUUAGUGAUGACAACCACUGUCAGUCACAGUCUAACCAUGCCAUUCAGGAUUUCAAUGACUUUCAAGAAUAACAACCCUUCAGGUGGGAGACUACAGUGUGUCUUUUGGAACUUCAGCCUCGCCAACCACACAGGGGGGUGGGACAGCAGUGGCUGCUAUGUUAAAGAUGUCGAUGGGGACAGUGUCUCUUGUGUUUGUGACCACCUAACAUCAUUCUCCAUCCUCAUGUCCCCUGACUCCCCAGACCCUAGUUCUCUUCUGGAAAAACUACUGGAUAUUAUCUCUUACAUUGGGUUGGGCUUUUCCAUCUUGAGUUUAGCAGCCUGUCUAGUUGUGGAAACUGUGGUGUGGAAAUCAGUGACCAAGAACCGGACUUCCUAUAUGCGCCACAUCUGCAUAGUGAAUAUUGCUGCCUCCCUUCUUGUGGCUGACAUCUGGUUCAUUGUGAUUGCAGCCAUCCAAGACUUUCGUUACCCACUCAACAAAACAGCCUGUGUGGCUGCCACCUUCUUCAUCCACUUCUUCUAUCUCAGCGUCUUCUUCUGGAUGCUAACACUGGGCCUCAUGCUUUUCUAUCGACUGGUUUUUAUUCUGCAUGAUACAAGCAAGUCUAUUCAGAAAGCCAUUGCCUUUUCUCUUGGCUAUGGCUGCCCUCUUGCCAUCUCAGUCAUCACAGUGGGGGCUACCCAACCACAGGAAGUCUACACAAGGAAGAAUGCUUGUUGGCUCAACUGGGAGGACACGAAAGCCCUGCUGGCCUUUGUCAUUCCAGCACUGAUUAUCGUGAUGGUGAAUAUGACCAUCACAGUGGUGGUUAUCACCAAGAUUUUGAGGCCUUCUAUUGGAGACAAGCCAAGCAAGCAGGAGAAAAACAGCCUGUUUCAGAUCUGCAAGAGCAUUGGGGUCCUCACACCACUCUUGGGGCUUACCUGGGGUUUUGGUCUUGCCACUGUAUUCCAGAAGAGCAAUGCUGUGUUCCACAUCAUAUUUACCCUCCUUAAUGCCUUCCAGGGGUUAUUCAUUUUACUUUUUGGAUGCCUCUGGGACCAGAAGGUACAAGAAGCUUUGUUGAAAAAGUUUUCAUUGUCAAGAUGGUCUUCACAGCAUUCAAAGUCAACGUCCCUAGGUUCAUCCACACCUGUGUUUUCUAUGAGUUCUCCAAUAUCAAGAAGAUUUAACAAUUUGUUUGGUAAAACAGGAACAUAUAAUGUUUCCACCCCAGAAACAACCAGCUCAUCUGUGGAAAACUCAUCCAGUGCUUAUUCAUUGCUCAACUAAGAAUGGGAAAAUCCAACCCACGUGACCUCUUGGGAACAGUGGAUAUGCUCUGAAAAAGAGAUCCUUUCAAAGCUAUGGGUAAAAAUGUUGUCUUGGUUGGAUUUUUGGAGCAGAUGUUGAAAAGACUUUUGCAUUAGAGAAGAGGCUUUCCUUUGUAAAGACAGAGCAAAAGUAAUCAUUAUGUUUAUCUUUGCUCCUAACUCCCAUCCCUUGUGUGAAAUCUAAUGUGUAUAGUAUUUAAGUAAAACUCAAGUCCCCCAAAGCCCAACUUUCUGUCUAUAUUGUAAAAUAGAAUUUUAAAGGAACACUUUCACUUUUCCUACAUUGGACACAAAGAUAAGCUUUGAUUAGAAGAGCAAGUAAAAGACCUAGGAAGUACUUUGUAAAUUCUAGGAGGGAAAGGGAGGAGGGAGGGGGUAGAGGAAGGAAGGAAAGAAGGAGAGAAAGAAGAAGAAUUAAUAAAGAGAAACAUUAAGGACCACAUUUUAAGUUUUCCAUGUUAAUGAUAUAAUCAGUCAGAUAUUGCAAGCUUGAGCAUUAAAACUGAUUCAAAAAAUGGAAACUGAAAGUAAGCCAUGGGGAAUGAGUUCAGCAUCUUCCUGAUAUUUUCUUAGUUAAGAAAGAAAAAAGAGACAGUGAAAAAUAUAGGGAAGAAAUUACGUUAUCAGGAUGCUUUCAAAUGGAUAAUAAUAUUUGCAAGAAUAUUGCGAAAACAAACAUGGUUUUCCUGACGCUAAACACAUGCACAUAAAUCCCUGAAUGUCAAGGUUUGAACUCAGUGGUGUAAGCAUGCAGAAGAAAUAUGAUAGCAAUUCUUUAUCAGAUACAAGCAGCUCCAACUGCUGAUUCAUGUUUUAUACUUUAUUAGAAAAGUCUUACAUUUUAAUUUGUUCCACAUUUUGAAAGCAAAAAUAAAAUAAAAUAAAAUAAAGUUGUUUAUACCCAUUAAUUGCCAAAUUUGGUGUAUUGCACUGAAUGGAGCCCCUAGCUAUCUUAUAAGUAACAGUUUUAACCAGGUACUUCUCUGUGCAUUUUAGAGUAGAUUUCAUAAUCUUAUAGCAUUGUAUAUUACUAUUGUUGUUACUGUGGAUAUAAU